AACGGCCCCGAUGGCGCUGCCGGCCGCCGCGGCUCGCGCGGCCCUGACGGCCCUGACGGCCCUAACGGUCCUAACGGUCCUAACGGUCCUAACGGCCGAGGGCUCUAACGCCUCUGACGUCCCUGGCGGCUCUAACGGCCCUAACGGCCCCGAUGGCGCUGCCGGCUGUCGCGGCUCGCGCGGUGUCGGCGCCGACAUGGCCCAGGUGCUGCACGUGGAGGGCGGCUUCCCAGCCGCAGGGCCGGCCCCGCCGGGGGCCGGGGGGCCGCCGGAGCCGCCGUACUCGCUGGAGACGGCCUACGGCUACCGCCUGGACCUCGACUUCCUCAAGUACGUGGAGGCCAUCGAGAAGGGGCUGACGCUGCGGCGCGUGGCCGUGGGCCGGCGGCCGCGGCGCGGCUCCUGGGCGCCGGGGGCCGAGCCGCCCCGCGACCCCCGCGUGGAGCGGACCCUGCGCGACGCCCGCCGGCGCCUGCAGGACCCCGCUGCCGGCGGACCCCCGGCGCCGGCCUCGCCGGGCCCCGGCUCGGGCUCGGGCGCGGGCACGCCGGCCUCGCCGGGCGCCGGGCCGCUGCGGCUGGUGCGCGAGCAGAUGGCGCUGGCGCUGCGGCGGCUGCGGGAGCUCGAGGAGCAGGUGAAGACCAUCCCGGCGCUGCGGGGCCGCCUGGCCCGGCUGCAGGAGGAGAAGCGGCAGCUCGCGGCCCAGCUCCGCGCCCGCGCCGGCCCCCCCGACGCCCCCGACGCCCCCGACGCCGGCACCCUCGACGACUCCGACGGCAGCACCAUCGGCGACGACGACGGCGCCUUCGGCCUCGGCUCCACCAGCUCCGUCGACAGCGUCGGCGCCGGCCCCAGGCCCAGCCUCGGCUCCGGCAUCGCCGGCUCUGUUCCCGACGUCGCCAUCGGCUCCACCGGCUCCAUCGACAGCAUCGGCAUCGGCUCCAGGUCUGGCUUUGGCAUCCGCCCUGCGUCCGGCAUCGGCCUCGGAUCCAGCAGCUCCGUCGACGCCGUUGGCAUCGGCUCCAGGUCCGGCCUCGGCAUCAGCCUCGGAUCCAGCAGCUCCAUCGAUGCCUUCGGCAUCGGUUCCAGGUCUGGCCUCGGCAUCAGUAUCGGAUCCAGCAGCUCCAUCGACACCUUCGGCAUCGGCUCCAGGUCCGGCCUCGGCGUCGGCUCCACCAGCUCCAUCGACACCGUUGGCUCCAGGUCCGGCAUCGGCUCCGCCAGCUCCAUCAACGCCGUCGGCGUCGGCUCCAGGUCCGGCCUCGGCGUCGGCUCCAGCGGCUCCAUCAACAGCGUCGGCCGGGGCCCCAGGUCCGGCGUCGGUUCCACCCGCGGCUGCGGCGCGGGGCCGGUGCCGGUGCCGGUGGCGGGGGCGGUGGCGGUGGCGGGGCGGCGCUCGGUGGCGGUGGGGCCGGAGGGGCCGGGCGCGGGGUGCCGCAGCGUGGCCGUGGGGGUGGCCGAGGGGGAGCUGGGGCCGCCGGCCGUGCGGGCGCUGGCCGCCAAGGUGGCCGUGCUCGAGCGGCAGCUGCGCCGCGCCCUGGGUGCCCUGCGCGACGCCCGGGCCCGCCUGGGCCGGCAGCAGCCCCCGGGGGCCCCCCCGGACCUGGACCCGGACCCGGACCCGGCGCUGGCCCCCCGCGCCCGUGGACCCGACACCGCCACCGCCACCGGCACCGGCACCGACACCGGCACGGCCCGCGGCUGCAGGCCGGCGUGGGAGUGGAGCGGGGCCGGGAGCGGCUCGGACGGGGAGAGCGGCGGCAGCAGCGGCGGCAGCGAGUACCACGAGGCGCCCGAGGGGCCGCCGGGGCAGGAGCCGAGCCCCGACCCCCCCGCGGCCCCGCGGCGCCUCGACCCGGAGCCCCCCCAGCGCCCCGGCGACACGCCCACCGCAGCCCCCGGCGCCGCCCCGUGAUGCCCCCCCAGCCCCCCCGGCACCGUCCCAGGCCAGCGCGGGGCCCUCGUGCGCGGCACCGGGGCCAGCGGGGACCCAGGCGUCCGGGACCCCCCCCGCCCCCCCCCAGGCCCCAGGAAGCAGCAGACGGGGUGAAGGACGGGACGGGCCAGACGGGCGAGAAAUAAAUACAGUGUAUUUACCGUG
Dromaius novaehollandiae (emu) is the source of this 2101-nucleotide messenger RNA. RefSeq names its product KN motif and ankyrin repeat domains 2 (gene KANK2). Gene Ontology annotation, biological process: negative regulation of actin filament polymerization. The transcript has 6 exons. Bases 11 to 1915 code for a protein of 634 amino acids. Gene Ontology annotation, cellular component: cytoplasm; cytoskeleton. The record is from RefSeq and is a predicted model, not a curated record. NCBI's taxonomy places the organism in Eukaryota, Metazoa, Chordata, Aves, Casuariiformes, Dromaiidae.